UAACCACUGGUAGUUGACAGGCAAGAUCACGUGCGCCACUGCUUUGGUCCUUUAAUUUUUAGGUUAUGUUAUUUAUAAACACGUGUGAUACGAAUAUUUUCAAAAUAAAGUACAAGAAUGGCAAAAUUAUAUUUAAGAAAGAAGUCGAAGAGACAACCGGCGAAGUUAAAAUACAAAAUUGAAAAGAAAGUGCGUGAUCACAAUCGGAAAGUGCGCAAGGAAACAAAAAAGGCGAAGCAAAAACAGAAACUCAUCCAAGUUCCAAAUAUUUGCCCAUUUAAGGAAGACAUAUUGAAGGAAGUCGAACGACUUAAAAAAGAAAAGGAAGAAGAACGGAGGCAGCUGCGAGAGGCUGCCAAACUUGAGCGGCAACGAAAGAAAGCCGAGGGACAAACUUUAGAAGGCCUGGUUGCCAACGCACAGGCUCGUGAGGACUUGCACGAAACGUUAAGCCCAGAAUCGGAUUACAAGGAGGUAUCUAAAAAAGAAGAGAGUUCAUUAAAGGCGUACUACAAAGAGUUCAAGAAAGUCGUAGAGGCCGCCGACGUCAUUUUGGAAGUCGUCGACGCGCGCGAUCCCCAAGGUACUCGGUGCAUGCAGGUGGAACAGGCGGUUGCGAAUUCACCUGGAAAUAAACGUCUCGUCCUUGUUCUCAACAAGGCAGAUCUGGUCCCUCGUGACAUCUUAGAUAAGUGGUUGAAAUAUCUGCGUAAAUCUACACCGGCCGUCGCCUUCAAGGCGUCCACACAAAACCAGGCGCACAAGUUAGGCCAGAAGAAGUUCGUAAAGUCAAAGGAGGAGAAUGUACUGAAAGGAUCCUCGUGUGUUGGUGCGGAACUUUUGAUGUCUUUGCUGGCUAAUUACUGUCGGAAUAAGGGGGUCAAAACGUCGAUUACUGUCGGUAUUGUCGGUCUACCUAAUGUCGGUAAGAGCUCGUUGAUCAACAGCUUGAAACGUUCGAAAGCGUGCAACAUCGGUGCGACGCCUGGCGUGACACGGGCCAUGCAGGAGGUGCAGUUGGAUUCGAAAAUAAAGCUGUUGGACUCGCCGGGUAUUGUGUUCGCGUCGAGCUCUGACGCCAGUGCUUGUUUGCGUAAUGCCGUCCGUGUGGCGUCUUUAACUGAUCCAAUAACGCCGGCAAAUUGCAUUUUGCAGCGUGUCACCAAGGAACAGAUGAUGGAGAUGUACGACAUUAACGAGUACAGUAGCCCGGAGGAGUUUUACAGCUUGAAGGCAUCGCGAACCGGUCGUUUUAAAAAGGGGGGUGUACCGAAUUGUGAAGCGGCAGCACGUGACCUCUUGUCUGAUUGGAAUCAGGGCAAAAUUCGUUACUAUACCGUGCCACCUGAGGAUAGUGACGGCGAUGUGCACGUUAGUAGUAAGAUCAUAACCGAAAGCGUCAAAGAGUUUGAUUUAGAAAAUUUUGAAAGUAUGGAGACGGAAGUUUUGAAUGAAAUUCACGAUGCUAAGGAUGACAAACGGUCAGGGUUGGUCAUUUCUAGUUUUGGACCCGUUACAACAGCAAUGGAGGAAGACACUAGCAGGCAACCUGGAGAUAAAGAUAUCUUACCUGACAACAUAAGCGUAUCAUCAAAGAAAACCACCAAGAGGAAGAAAAAGGAAUCGAACAUGGCGAAACCCGAUCCAGAAAUGCAACUGGAAGGUAACCAGCAACUUAAUCGCGUUCGCAAACAACAAUUUAAGAAAGACAAGAAGAAGGAGCGAAGAAAGGAGAAGGUCUCUUUGCAGUUGUCGGCGGGACUAGAAAAUUUUACGCUUACUGACGGUUUGAAGGAAGACGAUUACGACUUUAACACAGACUUUAAUUUAACCUAACUUGUUACAAUUAAAAAGAAGUAUCCAAGA
Photinus pyralis (common eastern firefly) is the source of this 1866-nucleotide messenger RNA. Its product is annotated as guanine nucleotide-binding protein-like 3 homolog. The transcript is spliced from 4 exons. The record is from RefSeq and is a predicted model, not a curated record. The coding region runs from base 118 to 1836 and encodes 572 amino acids. Gene Ontology annotation, cellular component: nucleolus. NCBI's taxonomy places the organism in Eukaryota, Metazoa, Arthropoda, Insecta, Coleoptera, Lampyridae. Gene Ontology annotation, molecular function: GTP binding.